CUGUGGCUUAAACUUCAACGUCAGAACUCAAGCCUCAUGAUGGCUGCGCACGCGUCAGGGACAAGCUUCGUAAUGGUGACGUUAGGUCGAUCAUAUGUCAUGUCCGAGGCACAGGGCUCGGCGAUGGCAAGUUGUGGGGUUAUCUAUGGCUGGUUGCAAGCACUUGUGAAUUAUGACCGAGUAUGUACACUGGGAUAGUCGCAAUCCUGGUUACAGAUAUCGCAAGAUACAGGUUGCUCAAACGACGUCAUUGAAGCUGUCAAGUUCCAGGGGUCCAGGAAUGGCAGGUAGAGAAAGAUAUAAAGGUCUCGUUCGACCAGUGUAGAGCUCCUUCAUCAUCAACAACAAUCACAACAUCGCAACAAUCGCAACAAUCCAAACAAUCCACAAGCAAACAAACACUUUUCGAAUCUCAAAACAAUCUUACUUUCUCCUUAUCAAACCAUCUUCAAAAUGUCUGACGCCGGUCGCAAGGAUUUCUGUGCAGAGGCCAAGGAGGAGUUCACUCCUGACUCCACCAAGUCCACCCAGCAGAAGAUCAAGGAGGGCGUUACUGACACCGGCGACCGUGUCGCUCGUGGUCUGCAGACCGACCAGAGCAAGUCCGGCACUCAGGAGACUUUCGACAAGACUCAGCGUUCCCAUGACAACCACGCCCACGGCGGUGCCGGCGGAUCCAUGUGAGUAUUCUUCAAACAUACUGAGCUUGCAACUAGUUCUGACUUGUCUUCGUGCAGUGGUGACAAGGUCAAGAACGCCGUCGGCCUCGGCAACCACUAGAUAUGCUGUGUUGGAAGUGAAUGGAUAGCUUGCGGCAGCUUGAUAUCAUCAUUCCAUUGGGAGUCCACGAUAGCACUUCAGAAACCAUGCUUUCAUACC
This is a messenger RNA of Aspergillus novofumigatus IBT 16806, 879 nucleotides long. Its product is annotated as heat shock 9/12 family protein. Bases 454 to 684 code for a protein of 76 amino acids. Lineage: Eukaryota; Fungi; Ascomycota; Eurotiomycetes; Eurotiales; Aspergillaceae. The transcript has 2 exons. The record is from RefSeq and is a predicted model, not a curated record.